GCGGCUCAGUCGAGCCCGCCGCGCGCCCGCGACCACCGCUCCGCCGCCGCCCCGCCCCGCGCCCCGCGCACACCCCCGCACUCGCUGUCAAAACAACUAAUUGAUUUAUAUCCGAAAACACCGACUCAACUGAAAGUUACAGUUCAACUUGGACUCAAUUUAUAGUGUCGUGACUGUGCCAUAGAAUAAACUUUUAAUUAUCCGCAAAUUGCCGGUUAAAGUUACUCGCUACUUGAAACUAUGUGUCAGUAAAUUGUUUAGUAAACGGGAAGAUAUUGCAGAGGUGCCGUUCAAAGUUGGUGCAUAGCGGAUACCAUGAGUGAAAGGUGGCAGUGAGCGGCAUGGAGCGCGCGGCGUGCGGCCUCAGCUCCGCCCUGCGCCUAUCUCUUCUGCAUGGCUUCCUCUUCGUCAUCGCCGGCUCGGGCACGGAGGCGCCGCUAGACGCGACGACGCUCGACAUCUCGUCGCGCCGCUUCCGCUCGGAGUUCCUGCAGGAGUGGCCGCCCAGCGCCGACGCGCCGUACUUCGACGCGGGCACGCCCACCAACAUCACCGGCCUGGUGGGGCACCCCGUGCGCCUGCUGUGCCGCGUCAAGAACCUGCAGAAUAGAACUGUAUCAUGGGUGCGGCACCGCGACAUCCACCUGCUGACGGUGGGGCGCUACACGUACACCUCGGACCAGCGCUUCGAGGCGCAGCACAAGCCGCGCAGCGAGGAGUGGGCGCUGCGCAUCCGCAGCCCGCAGCGCCGCGACUCCGGCCAGUACGAGUGCCAGAUAUCCACCACGCCGCCCAUAGGCCACGCGGUCUACCUCAACAUUGUCGAGCCAGAGACGACGAUCUCGGGCGGGCCGGAGCUGUUCAUCCAGACGGGCUCCACCAUCAACCUGACCUGCGUGGUGCGACACACGCCCGAGCCGCCCACCUCCAUCACCUGGACCCAUGGGGAACAGGUGAUAAACUUCGACUCGGCCCGCGGGGGCAUCUCACUAGUAACUGAGAAGGGUCUCCGCAGCACGAGCCGGCUGCUCGUGCAGCGCGCGCGGGGCGCCGACGCCGGCGUCUACACGUGCGGCCCCAACAACGCGCCUAUUGCCGCCACGAGGGUGCACGUGCUUUCUGGGGAGCACCCGGCGGCCAUGCAGCAAGGUUGUGCUAAAACCUCCUUAGACUUUACACUCCUAAUUCUAAGUCUGUUACUACUAUACUUAUUUCGUUAUACUUUCAACAACUCACCACAAUCUUCGUGAAAUAUAACUUCAUACUCAUUCCAUUAAGUCUUUAUUUGAUUGUCUGUAAACCUGUAAAUAUUUAUUAGGAAGAAUCUAUUCAUUACAGCCGUUUAGUUUUUCUUAUUAGUAAAUCUACUUACUUAACCUUCUUGUUAAACUAGAUUAAGGAUUAUUUAUGUACAUAGUAAUGAGAUUAAAU
Plutella xylostella (diamondback moth) is the source of this 1431-nucleotide messenger RNA. Its product is annotated as zwei Ig domain protein zig-8. Gene Ontology annotation, biological process: synapse organization. The record is from RefSeq and is a predicted model, not a curated record. NCBI's taxonomy places the organism in Eukaryota, Metazoa, Arthropoda, Insecta, Lepidoptera, Plutellidae. Gene Ontology annotation, cellular component: neuron projection membrane.